This is a messenger RNA of Anolis sagrei ordinatus, 1595 nucleotides long. RefSeq names its product ADP ribosylation factor related protein 1 (gene ARFRP1). Gene Ontology annotation, molecular function: GTPase activity; GTP binding. Gene Ontology annotation, cellular component: Golgi apparatus. NCBI's taxonomy places the organism in Eukaryota, Metazoa, Chordata, Lepidosauria, Squamata, Anolidae. Gene Ontology annotation, biological process: Golgi to plasma membrane protein transport; intracellular protein transport; protein localization to Golgi apparatus. The record is from RefSeq and is a predicted model, not a curated record.
GGCAUGCCUAAGGGACGUCGGGCAGGGCGGGGACUCCAUUUCCCGGGAUGCUCUGUUCUAAAGGGGAAGCAGCCUGAGAGAGCUUGGCCUGGGGAGCAGAAUGUAUACCUUGCUCUCUGGGCUUUACAAGUAUAUGUUCCGGCGGGAUGAGUACUGCAUCUUGAUCCUUGGACUGGACAAUGCUGGGAAAACGACCUUCCUCGAACAGACUAAAACAAGAUUUAACAAGAAUUACAAAGGAAUGACCUUAUCCAAAAUCACAACCACUGUGGGCUUGAACAUUGGCACAAUAGACGUGGGCAAGGCCAGGCUAAUGUUCUGGGAUCUUGGAGGACAAGAGGAACUUCAGUCUCUCUGGGAUAAGUACUAUGCAGAAUCCCAUGGAGUCAUCUAUAUUAUUGACUCUACCGAUGAAGAACGGCUUCAAGAAUCGAAACGAGCUUUUGAAAAGAUGGUUACUAGUGAAGUCCUGGAAGGUGUUCCAUUGCUGGUUCUGGCUAACAAACAAGAUGUAGAGAACUGCCUGUCGAUCCCCGACAUCAAGACCGCCUUCAGCGAUUGCAUCAACAAAAUUGGGAAGAGAGACUGCUUGACCCAAGCAUGCUCCGCUCUCACUGGCAAAGGGGUGAAUGAAGGCAUCGAGUGGAUGGUGAAGUGCGUGGUGAGGAAUAUCCAUCGCCCUCCGCGGCAGAAGGACAUCACGUAAAGAGCGGCGAUGUGGGAUUGAAUUCAGGACCCCUUUGUCCUGCAGAGACUCCUUCCUCAUUGUCUUUCUGUCUGACUCCUCCUCUCUUUCAUUCCCUCGCUCUCUCUUUCCUGAGGAGAUUCCCAGGACUUCUGGUUCCUUCUUAGCCAGUGUGUGGCAAACGAAAAGGCACACAUGUUUCCGUUUGGUGUCUCAUGGGAGAACCCCAUAACCGAGAAGGAUUUGGACUCGAGUCUUUACCUAGCGAUGCCUCCCGAGCAACAGGGCAGGGUGCUUGUGCGCCUGCCUGACUGUUGAUGCUCCGCAAUUUGCACAAGGCUCGGGUUCCUUCCGCAUCGCUUUAACUUGUGAGACUAGUGAUUCUUCAGGCAUCCGGUGUGCUUGAAAUACUGGAAAUCUCUCAUUCUAGUUCCCAUUUGUUCUCAGCCUGAAUUGUAUCAGCAGUGUCCGAGUAUAUUUGUAUUGCGAAAGGGGGCUGGAAAUGGGAGGAAAUGGUUCCUUUUGUAACAAAGACAGCAUUUCACUAAUCUAGGAGGUGAUGCCGGGGCUCAUGCCUCCACUUCCACUCUUACUAUAAUUCUCCAUAAACGAGGUCCACGUUGACUUUUACUCUGUUUGUUUCCAAUCCGCUUUGUCACUUUUGUCUGCAGUGUUGCAGAAGUAGAAGCCAAAGGCUGCAAUGUAACGUUUACUCCCACAGUGAGGUGUACUAGAUGAGGCACAGACACACUUACACAAUCUUUUGCCUCUUGUUUCAGUUGAAAGAAUGGGGGGAAAAUAGUUGGGAGCAGUUCUGAAACUGAAUGGAACUAAGUUGCUAAAUCUGUUCCCAGGAUGCAGAGAGACUGUUCAGGGAUUUCUGUCCAAUAAAGUUUGAUAUUCCUCUGUG